AGAUUUCAAGAGGUAUAAAAGGGGUAGCAGCAGGAACAGCUGUAUUCUCUGUCACCAUGGGUCCUGUGUUGUGUUUGGUCAUUUUUGGGUUGGCUGUUACCAUUACAAAUGCAGUGGACUUCUCUGUGGAGUGUGAGGAAGAGACUGUGACUGUGAGCUGGCCAAUGGGACUGCAGAACCAACCAGACAUUGAUCCUUCUCAUGUCCGUCUGGGUUACUGUACUCCGGAUAGUAACUCUGUAAUACCGGGUGGCGCACGGGCUGUGUUCGAGUUUAAGGAGUGGCGAUGUGGGGCGGAGAUGAUGGCAUUGAAGGAGAAUCUGGUCUGGUCUACGGAGUUAACCUAUGUUCCUGACUCUGGAACUGACGAGUUCUUCCUUAAGAAUGUUGUUUGUGUGUACCAAAGGGCUGCUGGUUGGACUCCACGAACUUUCAAACCUGUGAUUGAAACCUAUGGCACUGGUAAACUGGUGUUCAGUAUGAGCCUGAUGAACGCUGACUUCAGUGGUCCGGCGGUGACUAGUGUGUACCAGCUGGGCGGCUUCAUCCCCAUCUCUGCUUCAGUGGACCAGCAGGCCCAUCAGCCAUUGCUGCUGUUGCUGGAGGAAUGUGUGGCUUCUACUGACGCUCAGCUAGGGCCUAAUGCCGAGAUCUACCCUUUUAUCAACAACAAGGGGUGUUUUGUCGAUAGCCGCAAGACCAUGUCUAGUUUCCAACCUCGGCAAAGAAGCUCUGAAAUCCGUCUCUAUUUGCAAGCCUUUGCAUUUGCUCUUGGCAAGGAGGUCUACAUCCACUGUAAGCUUGUGGCAUGGGAUGAAAAUGUCUUGAAUGCAGGGAUGAAGGCCUGCCAUGACAAGAAUGGAAGUUGGGAGCUCCUUGAUGACCCUGCCCAGAGUUCUCUCUGCGACUGCUGUGACUAUGGUGGUGACUAUGGCUGCAAUUCCAGAAAGAGGAGGGCAUUGGGUGGUAAAGGGAUGACCAGGGAAGCUGUGGUUGGACCACUGGUUAUUGAGCGUGAAGGCUAGAUGACUGGACAUCAAUAAAACACUUUCUUUGAA
Clupea harengus (Atlantic herring) is the source of this 1058-nucleotide messenger RNA. RefSeq names its product zona pellucida sperm-binding protein 3-like. Gene Ontology annotation, cellular component: extracellular matrix. Lineage: Eukaryota; Metazoa; Chordata; Actinopteri; Clupeiformes; Clupeidae. The record is from RefSeq and is a predicted model, not a curated record. Gene Ontology annotation, biological process: positive regulation of acrosome reaction; egg coat formation; binding of sperm to zona pellucida. Gene Ontology annotation, molecular function: acrosin binding.